Gadus macrocephalus (Pacific cod) is the source of this 3426-nucleotide messenger RNA. It is a transcript of the gene grid2, whose product is annotated as glutamate receptor, ionotropic, delta 2. The record is from RefSeq and is a predicted model, not a curated record. Gene Ontology annotation, biological process: monoatomic ion transport; synaptic transmission, glutamatergic; modulation of chemical synaptic transmission. The transcript is spliced from 15 exons. Gene Ontology annotation, cellular component: plasma membrane; postsynaptic membrane. Lineage: Eukaryota; Metazoa; Chordata; Actinopteri; Gadiformes; Gadidae. Gene Ontology annotation, molecular function: glutamate-gated receptor activity; transmitter-gated monoatomic ion channel activity involved in regulation of postsynaptic membrane potential. Bases 1004 to 3373 code for a protein of 789 amino acids.
CCUCUCUCUCUCUCUCUCUCUCUCUCUCUCUCUCUCACUCCCUCUCUCGACUAUCGUCUAUGUUGCUUAUCCCUGCCUUUCUCCUUAACGGAUACCUCACUCCACCCGCUACCGUAUGGGCUUGAGUUGCUACGACUACCCACAGGCAAAGCGGAUUGCCGCUUUGAUUGCGCGCAUUUUUGGUGAAAUCUACCACAUCGUUUGUGGUGGGAUAUUUUUUUUUGCAGUAAGAAAGAGUGGUAUCCGCGUCUUUCCACCGCAAGCUGUUUUUCUCUGGCUUCUAUUUCCGUUCCUUGGUAAUAAAUGUAUUCCGGAAUAUGGGACAUCGUGUUAUUGGCGCAUGAGUGACACGGCCAGUUUUCAUACAAUACUGAUGUUUUAAAAGUCGCGGUGGAAAAGGGGGGUUAACGUUGGACACAGUCGGAAGGAAGAACCUUGGGGGGGAAGAUGGAAGUUUUGGCUGCUCGUUUGGGCAAAUGAGGCUGCUGGUGGCGGGGGAAAUGCGUCGCGAGCUCUGAACAUUUGGGAGUCACGAGCGAGUCAUCCACUGGACCUUCGGUUUACACGAAAACGCCACCGAGGAAAGAGUCUCAUUCCCCCCGUCUGCCUGACGACCGGUUUCGCGGGCUAUACUUGAAAUACCGUCCCAGUCACUCCAUUUGGGGCUCGGAUGCGUCGGCGUGCGGAUGCAGUUGCUCUGCGGCUCGGAUAAAGCCACCUCUCAUCGCUCAGACAGGCUUUAAUGUCAGGGGGGGCUUCAACAGGGUUCUGUUUAAACAAGCAACUCGGAAUUUCUAUCCGGCUUUUAUUUUUCCUCUAAACGUCUACAAUUUGCGUCGAGCUUUCCCCCAGAAGAGACAUCCCCCCAAAGAAUACACCUUGAACACCACGUCGGCUGGAUCGAGAGGAGACAACCGUCCUCGGGAUUUAAAACUAUUUGCCCUCACCGAGGGAGCUUUGGUUUUUCUUGCACCAUUCAGGGGACCACUAUAGCCUCGGCACCAUGAAACUUGUGUCGGCUGUGUUGCUUUUUGCCUCGAUAUGGACUCAAGAGUGUGAGCCAGUGCUCUCGGAUUCAAUCAUCCACAUCGGAGCCAUCUUUGAUGAGUCAGCCCGUAAGGAUGACGAGGUGUUCCGCAUGGCGGUGGCCGACCUCAACCUUAACAACGAGAUCCUGGAGACGGAGAAGAUCACCAUCUCGGUGGAGUUUGUGGACGGGAACAACCCCUUCCAGGCUGUGCAAGAAGCCUGUGAGCUGAUGAACCGGGGCAUCCUGGCGCUGGUCAGCUCCAUCGGCUGCAUGUCGGCGGGCAGCCUCCAGACCCUGGCUGACGCCAUGCACAUCCCCCACCUCUUCAUCCAGAAGUCCCCGGCGGGCUCGCCCCGCUCCGCCUGCCCCCCCACCGGCCGCGUGCCCGGCACCGAAGACUACACGCUGAUGGUACGGCCUCAGGUCUACCUCAACGAGGUCAUCAUGCAGGUGGUGUCCGAGUACGGCUGGCAGAAGUUUGUCCUCUUCUACGACUCCAACUUUGAUAUCCGGGGUAUCGAGGACUUCCUGGACCGCACGUCCCAGCAGGGGCUGGACGUGUCCCUGCAGAAGGUGGAGGCCAACAUCAACAUGAUGAUCACCAGCCUGUUCAGGACCAUGCGGACGGAGGAGCUCCAUCGCUACCGCGACACCCUGCGCCGUGCCGUGCUCUUCAUGAGCCCCGCCACCGCCAAGGCCUUCAUCACCGAGGUGGUGGAGACCAACCUGGUGGCCUUUGACUGUCAUUGGAUCCUAAUUAACGAGGAGAUCUCUGACUACGACCUGCAAGACCUGGUGAUGAAGUCCAUCGGUCGGCUGACGGUGAUCCGGCAGACGUUCCCCAUGCCCCCCAACGCCACCCAGCGCUGCGUCAAACACAACCACCGCAUCAACGGGGCGCUCUGCGACCCCAAGAACGCCAAGUCCCAGCAGCUAGAGAUCACAAACCGCUACAUCUAUGAUUCAGUGCUGCUACUUGCCAACACCUUCCACAAGAAGUUGGAAGACAGGAAGUGGCACAGCAUGGCCAGUCUCAGCUGUAUCAGAAAGACAUCCAAACCCUGGCAGGGAGGAAAGAGCAUGCUGGACACUGUUAAAAAGUUUGGCGUGAGCGGUCUAACCAGCUUCCUGGAGUUCACCGACAACGGAACCAACCCCAACAUCUUCUUCGAAAUCCUGGGGACCAACUAUGGAGAGGACAGGGGCCGAGGCGUCAGCAGGCUGGCGACAUGGGACCCGGUUCACGGUCUGAACGGAACGCUGUCGGACAGGAAGCUGGAGAACAACAUGCGGGGAGUGGUGCUGCGCGUUGUCACGGUGCUGGAGGAGCCAUUUGUGAUGGUGUCAGAGAAUGUUUUGGGGAAACCAAAGAAGUACCAGGGGUUUUCCAUCGAUGUUCUGGACGCACUUGCCAACUACCUGGGGUUCAAAUACGAGAUUUUCGUGGCUCCGGACCACAAGUAUGGCAGCCUCCAGCCUGACGGCAUGUGGAACGGCCUGAUGGGUGAACUGGUCUUUAAGCGAGCCGACGUGGGCCUGUCGGCGGUCACCAUCACCCCUGAGCGCGAGGGCGCGGUGGACUUCACCACGCGCUAUAUGGACUACUCGGUGGGGGUGCUGCUGCGCAAGGCGGAGCGCACCGUGGACAUGUUCGCCUGCCUGGCGCCCUUUGACCUCUCGCUGUGGGCCUGCAUCGCCGGCACCGUGCUGCUCGUGGGCAUCCUGGUGUACCUGCUCAACUGGCUGAACCCCCCGCGCCUGCCCAUGGGCGCCGUCUCCUCCACCACCCUGUACAACUCCAUGUGGUUCGUCUACGGCUCUUUCGUACAGCAAGGUGGAGAGGUGCCCUACACCACCCUGGCCACCAGGAUGAUGAUGGGGGUGUGGUGGAUGUUUGCCCUCAUCGUCAUCUCCUCCUACACGGCCAACCUGGCCGCGUUCCUUACCAUCACUCGCAUAGAGAACUCCAUCCAGUCUCUCCAGGACCUGUCGCGGCAGACAGACCUGCCGUACGGGACCGUGCUGGACUCUGCGGUCUACGACCAGGUGCGCUCCAAGGCCAUGAACCCCUUCGAGAGGGACCCCAUGUACUCUCAGAUGUGGCGCAUGAUAAAUCGCACGGGGGACAACAAUGUUGACGAGUCCAAGGAAGGAAUCCGCAAGGUUAAAUACGGACAUUUUGGCUUUGUGUGGGACGCGGCUGUGCUGGAGUAUGUGGCUGUGAACGAUGAGGACUGCUCUUUCUACACGGUGGCAAGCAACGCCCCCGACCGCGGCUACGGCAUCGCCAUGCAGCACGGGAGCCCCUACCGGGACGUCUUCUCUCAGAGAUAUCUUCUCUAGGAGGUAGGAGCUCCCAUCAUCCAUAUACCAUCAUCCCCAUACCACCAUCAUCA